Microthlaspi erraticum is the source of this 273-nucleotide messenger RNA. NCBI's taxonomy places the organism in Eukaryota, Viridiplantae, Streptophyta, Magnoliopsida, Brassicales, Brassicaceae. The record is from the annotation of a GenBank genome assembly.
AUGGAUUUUCAAGAAAAGUCUCUUAAAGUGAAGAUUCCGGUGCAAACUCCAAUCAUUUCCAAGCCGGAAAAAGAAGGAGAAGAAGAAGAUGGAUUCACAACUCCAAAGGGGGAUCAAUUUAGGAUUCCGCCGCAGCUUGAGUGUCCUCCGGCACCUGGACCCGGCAUCCGACGGAAGACCAUCGACAAACGCCGGAAAAAAUCCGCCGGGAGGAGGCUUAUCUCCGUCAACGUUCAAGAUUUGGACACCCUCUUCACAAGAACACAUACAUAG